CUGCAUACGGCGGUUGCUAUGAUAAAUUUUUCUAAGUCUUUGACAUUUCGUGGCCUUGUUGUUUACGAUUUGGACUUAGGAAAAUUUCGUCGGCUUUCCUUAGGCAGUGUGAUUAAAUUCAAAAGGAAUUAUCGGCGGUUCCCGUCUACAAUCGUCCAUUACAGUAUCGCUGCCUGUCAGGACUUCGGAUCGACGAUCCACGCCGACAAGGUCAAGUUCCAAAUCAACUUGGAUGUGCAGCAACUUAGAUAUUUUGGUGAAAGCCUUCGACCAAGCCUCCGACAACAGCAUCAUCAUCGAAGGGGACACAUCGAGAAGCAGGACGAUUAUGGCUACCUACAUCUCCCAGUACUUCAUUCAGCGCUACUCCCUUACACCGGAACUCGAUUUCAACCAGAUCAACUCGUCGAUUUCGUCGCACGGCAUCUUGACGAUUUCGGCUCCGAAGAGGGCAGUUGCGGAUGCGGAAGGCCACAAGCCGAUUCUGAUUGUUCAGACAGGCCAACCGCUGAAGAGAAUCAGUGUCGAUCACGUAAAGAAGGAGAGCAUUACCCACAAAUCUUAGUGGGGUGGUGGUCGAGGUUUUACUGUUGCAACAAUUUACAUGAUCAGGACACAUUGUUCGCAUAGUACUUGUUAAUAAUUAGCUGAAUAAAUGAUAUCAGUUAGUGAUUGAAUUCCUUUCGGAGUUUCAUCAGGAUUUUCGUUCGCGAUUUCUCCAGUUCUUUCAUGAUUUCUCCCAGAGUUCCUCCUGGGGUUCCUAAGGGAGCACCUCCGGAGAUUCUUCUAGGGGCUUGUUCAGAAUUUCUUCUUAAGUUCCCUCCGGGAUUCUUCCAGGAGGUCCUACUGACAGCCCUUAAAAGGAUCCAACAGGAAUUACCCUAGAAGUUCUUUCCGGGAAUCCCUUUUGGGAUCACUCAGGAGUUCCUUCCGAGAUUCCUUUUGAUAUUUCCCUGGAAAUACUUCCAGGGAUUGCUACAUAAAUUCCUUCCGUAGUUUCUCCAAAAAUGUAUUUCAGGUUUCCUCCAGAAGUUCAUUCUGGAAUUCCUCAAGGAGCACCUUCAGAGAUUUUAUAUGGGGUUAAUUCAGGAUAUCUUCAUAAGCUCCCUCUGGGGAUACCUAAAGAGGUUCCACCUAGGAUUCAUCUAGUAGUUUAUUUCGUGAUUCUACCGGGAACUCCUUCAUGGAUUCCUUCAGAGAUUCUUUCCGGGAUUUCUCCAAAUAAUCUUUCUAAUACAAAUUCAAAAAACCCUCGCGGGCUUCUUCCAGGAGUUCCUUUAGUUGUUUUCCGAGGAGUUCUUUCUUAUGAGCUGUUUCUAAAUUCCUCUAGGU
Messenger RNA from Aedes albopictus (Asian tiger mosquito), 1332 nucleotides. RefSeq lists its product as uncharacterized. Bases 19 to 630 code for a protein of 203 amino acids. Lineage: Eukaryota; Metazoa; Arthropoda; Insecta; Diptera; Culicidae. The record is from RefSeq and is a predicted model, not a curated record. The transcript has 2 exons.